AUGCAAACCAGGCUUUUUUGGGGAGCUCAUGUUUUGACCCGUUUGACCACCAGAGGCAUUACAACAUUGGAUGAAUCACAGAAAUCUGAAUCACAAGAUGCUUCUACUAUUGCCACGGAGGUUGUACCUCGCAUCAAAUUCAAAAGGCUCGAUAAAACAGCGACACACAUAAUGCAGGCAGGCCGAAGAGAAGCAGUGGAGGAAGUGCGCACGCAAAGAGAAAUACCUGAUAUAAGGCCAGGUUAUAUAAUCCAGCUCAGAUUGGAAGUGCAUGAGAACAAGAGACGUGUAUCAACAGUGAAAGGAAUCGUGAUAGCAGGACGCAAUGUGGGUCUAAAUACAACCAUCAGAUUAAGAAGACUUGUUGCAGGAGUUGGGGUUGAAUCUCUAUUACCUUUGAUGAUACCAAAUGUGAAAGAGAUAAAGGUUUUGGACAAGAAGAAAGUGAGAAGGGCGAAGCUUUAUUAUCUCAGGGACAAGAUGAACGCGCUUAAAAAAUAA
This is a messenger RNA of Helianthus annuus (common sunflower), 501 nucleotides long. RefSeq names its product 50S ribosomal protein L19, chloroplastic-like. Gene Ontology annotation, molecular function: structural constituent of ribosome. The record is from RefSeq and is a predicted model, not a curated record. NCBI's taxonomy places the organism in Eukaryota, Viridiplantae, Streptophyta, Magnoliopsida, Asterales, Asteraceae. Gene Ontology annotation, biological process: translation. The transcript has 4 exons. Gene Ontology annotation, cellular component: ribosome. Bases 1 to 501 code for a protein of 166 amino acids.